Messenger RNA from Culicoides brevitarsis, 5425 nucleotides. RefSeq names its product kinesin-like protein KIF21A (gene Klp31E). Lineage: Eukaryota; Metazoa; Arthropoda; Insecta; Diptera; Ceratopogonidae. Gene Ontology annotation, molecular function: microtubule binding; ATP binding; microtubule motor activity. The record is from RefSeq and is a predicted model, not a curated record. The transcript has 10 exons. Bases 265 to 4812 code for a protein of 1515 amino acids. Gene Ontology annotation, biological process: mitotic spindle organization; spindle elongation; microtubule-based movement. Gene Ontology annotation, cellular component: microtubule associated complex.
GCCUUCAAUCAACACUCCAAAACAAAAGAUACCAAUCGCUGCGAUAUUAUUCUUUUUAAUUCAUCAUUAAGUCUCGUUACGGUUGUUUUUUUUUAUAAAUGUAGUUGCGUUUUAAUUAUUAUACACUUACAUUACCCGAAAGUGUGUGUGUGUGUGCCGUGGAACGUUAUUGAUCAUUUUUUCGUACACCAAAUCGCAUCGUAGGUGUCAAAAAUUGGGCAACAGCAAGACUGAAUUAUUUACUAUUUAUUUUAACCAGAAACAAUGUCGGAUGAUGAUCAAGAUACGACGGUACGAGUCGCCGUUAGAAUACGUCCCCAAAUAUCGCGCGAGUUGAUCGACAUGUGUCGCAUUUGCACGCAAGUCACUCCGGGCGAACCGCAAGUCGUUUUGGGCGUCGAUAAGGCAUUCACGUUCGACUUUGUCUUCGACACAACUUCCAAACAGAGCGAAAUUUACGACAAUUGCGUUCAUAAUCUCGUCGAGGGAUCGCUAAAAGGCUAUAAUGCCACAAUUCUUGCCUAUGGUCAGACCGGAUCUGGCAAAACUUACACAAUGGGAACGGGAUUCGAGCGCGAUAUACCCGAAGAACUCGUUGGAAUCAUCCCUCGUGCGGUUCGUCAUCUGUUUGAGGGCAUUGAACGUUCGCAGCUGAACGACGCGACGCAAUUUAGCGUGGGAGUGCAAUUCAUGGAGCUCUAUAACGAAGACAUAAAUGAUUUGCUGGAUCCGUUUAGCAAGGGAAAAACUUUUAAAAUUCACGAAGACACUUCCGGCGGCAUUUCCAUCCAUGGGGCGACCAUAAAAUCCAUUACGGGACCUCAAGAUGCGUUACGUUGCUUGCAACAGGGAGCUUUGGCACGCACAACUGCUUCGACCAACAUGAAUGAACAAUCGUCGCGGAGUCAUGCGGUCUUUACAAUUCUCGUGAGGCGUCAACGAGUGAUGUCUGUGGAAGAAACAGAUGCUCCGGAUGGCGAUUUGGAGACUUUAACGAGCAAAUUUCACUUUGUAGAUCUCGCGGGAUCGGAAAGAUUGAAGCGAACAGGAGCAACGGGCGAACGAGCACGUGAAGGAAUUUCAAUUAAUUGCGGAUUGCUCGCAUUGGGCAACGUUAUUUCCGCCUUGGGUGACAAAAGUAAGAAAGUUAGUCACAUUCCGUAUCGUGACUCGAAACUCACACGUUUGUUACAAGAUUCGCUCGGCGGAAAUAGUCAAACGGUGAUGAUUGCUUGUGUUUCGCCCAGCGACAGAGACUUCAUGGAGACCUUAAACACCCUAAAAUACGCGAAUCGUGCCCGAAACAUCAAGAAUAAAGUUCAAAUUAAUCAAGACCAAAGUUCGCGAACGAUCGCGUCGCUCCGUAGAGAAAUCGCCGCCUUACAAUUGGAGUUGCUCGAGUACAAACAAGGCAAACGCAUGGCAGAUCCAGCAGGAAAUAGCAACAUUUCCGACACAUAUCUCGAAAACGAGAUGCUCAUCACGGACAACAAACGUUUGCAUCAACGUCUCAAAGCGAUGCAAGAAACGGUCAAUUGUCUCACGGACAAAAAUGCGGAAUUGCUCGCGCAGAAACAAAUCGCCAACUGGAAUGCAACCGGGGACUCGGAAGAUUCGAUGACGCAAGUUGUCGCCGGUUAUUUGAGCGAAAUUGAGAAAUUAAAAGCUCGUUUGAUCGAAUCCGAGCAAAUGUAUCAACAGCUGAAGAAGCAACGUGACACAAAUCCCGCUGUCAUGAAGGCAAGUACGAUGUCUUUCAUCACGGAAGAGCCCAAAUCCGUUAUAGAUCUCGCCAAAAAGGAGCUGGAGAAGGAACGGGAGAUUUUAAUGUCACGUUCGUUGCCUGGAUUAUCCGAAGAUGGCGUCGUCCCGGCAUCAGAAACGGCAGAAAGUGGCGAUUCUGACUCGGAUUCCGAUUCGCAAGACAAAGCUGACGAGUUACAAGCUGAAAUUGCCGACAUUCAAUCGGAUAUUGAGAUAAAAACGAAGUUAAUUGAGCAAUUGGAGCUUUCGCAGCAACGAAUGAUGGUCAUGAAGCAACAUUACGAAGAAAAAUUGACGGUACUUAAUAAUAAAAUUAUGAAUACCCAAAAGGAACGGGAUCAGGUGUUAGCGAAUAUGGGCGGAAGUAUCCAUGUUGGCUCGGAUUCCGUUAAAAAAGUACGGGAUGAAUACGAAAAGAAGAUUAGUGGCAUGCAAAAAGAGCUGAGAAAACUUCAAUCUGCUCAAAAAGAGCAUUUGAGACAACAGCGGGCACUCGAGGCACAAGAAGCGCAAAUGAGAUCCCUUCGUUCGGAGCUUUCCGACUUGAAAUCCAUGAAAAUUCGCCUCAUGAAGGAGAUGCAACGCGAAAGUAAUCGUCACAAAGAGGAGGAAAAUCGUAAAGUUCGUGAAAUUGCGCAACUGCGGAAGGAAGCACGGAAGCAAUCGAGUCUCAUCAAGUCCCUGCAAGCACAAGGAGCUGCCAAAGAUCAAGUUUUGCGACGCAAAACGGAGGAAGUAAGUGCCUUACGGAAGAGUCAGCGUGGCGGAAAAUUAUCACAAAAGGCAGCGGGACGCGUUUCGCCCUCAUCUUCGGUGCCGGGAACCCCAAAAAUUUACAAUGCGCGUCACACAAAGAUCAAAUGGGACAAUUUGCAACGCACUAUUUAUCGCGCGGCACGAAAUAAACAAGCUGUUAUCGAAUUAGCGCGAGAACUUGAACGCCUAAUUGAAGAACGUGAGACUUUGGGACGCGAUUUGGCAAGCGUUAAACGCAGAAAACGCGUUCAAGAGACCCCGGAAUUGAUUUCCGAAGAAGACACCAUCAACGCGAACUUGAAUUACAUUCAGGAAAACAUUUCGCAAAUCCAAAGUUCGAUAAUGGAGCUCGAGGAAGGCAAAGAAUCCGUGAAUGAACAAGCGAUGUUGCAAAAUGCCAUCGAUAACGUACGCAGUAUUGAGGAAGCGAAAUUCCUCCUUGAGCGCCUUUGUACAACGUCAAUUUCGCAAGUUUGUGACAACGGAUUGACGCAAAUUCGGUUGAAGGAACGCGAAGCGUUGCUUAAUGAAGUGCAACAGGAUAGCAAUAUUCAGCAGCAAUUGUUGGCGCAUGUCUUGCAAAGUAGCACAAAUGGGUCGAUGGGUGCUUCCGGAGCUGGCGAGGGCAUGAUUGACAUCGAUAAUAUUAGCUUGAUGAUGUCUAAUAGCACGGGAAUGCUCAAAGAUAACGGAUUUGGGACAUUUUUGACGGAUAGCGUUACGGGAAAAUUACCACAAAGCAAUCGUUCGAGCAGAAGUCCGUCGCCGAAUCCAAGUGAAACUGAGUCAAUUCGUUCUUCAAAGCAAAGAAAACGACAAGCGCUUCCAUCGGAAUUGCUUUUUGGAGACUCUGGCAACAACGAGGAUUAUGACAAAAAACCUGCAAUUUCGCAAUCAGAUGCUUCCAAAUUUAUCCCGUUGUCGCGAGUUCCGAGUGCUCCAGGUUCAUUAAAGGGCAUGUCAUCAAUUCCAUUAAUAAGACAAAACACAUUUACGGCAACUCCAUCUCCAUUAUUGGCACGUAAAAAUUACGAAAUAUCGCCUGCUGUUACGCCAGGUUCGCCAAGGACCCCAAGAAGAAGUCUUCAGAAGAAAACGCCGCCUGGAAUUGAGGAUACGGAGAUGAUGCCAUCGCCGCCAGUUUAUCGCAGAGCCUUUUCACGCGAGGACAGCAACGUAGAUGUUUUUUCUCGACUCGGCGCGGGACAAGUUGAUCCUGUUCCCGGAGGUACAAUACGAGAUAUUGUUGGAAAAUCAAAAACUUACUCGCCGUUUUAUUGCACGCACGUUGUCGAAGGACAUGGCAGCUCAGUAUUAGAUAUCAAAGUAUUAUUUGAUCAAACAUUGCUCACAGCAUCCGCAGAUCGCACUGUCAAGUUAUGGGAUUUGAGGAAAGGCAUCGUUUAUGGUUGUUUAUCGCUGCAUCCGGGACCUGUAGUUGCUGUCGAGUACAGUACGGAGCAUAGUUUGCUGUUUUCCGCAUCAGGAUCCUUUAUUCGGGCAUGGGAUUUGCGUGAAAGUACGACAAAACCUGUGAAAACUUUAUGCUCUUCUGGCAACACAAUGUCAGGCACAGCGAACAUUUCCGCCCUCCAACCGGGCGAAUCUCCAAUUACCGCAAUGAUCAUUGGCAGCACAGGCAAUCUCUAUACAGCAGCGUCAUCCGAUCGCGUUCGAAUUUGGGAUCUACGUAAAUUUUCGUGCACUGGAAAAGUUCAAGGAGGUCAUCAAGCAGCUGUAAUGUGUCUCGAAUCAUGGCGCAGCGCAUCAGGAACUGACUUAUUGGCAACUGGAUCGAAAGAUCACUACAUCAAAGUAUUCGAAAUCCCGCAAACUGGAGGCCUAAUUUAUCCGACGCUCAAUCUCUUGCCGCCCCAUUAUGACGGAAUUCAAGUUUUGCUUGCGACAGACAAGGCAAAUGACGGACAAUCGAUGGAACUGUUCUCCGGAAGUCGCGAUACGUGCAUCAAACGAUGGGAUUUGGAUAGCGGCGACUUGAAGUUAUCCAUCAAUAAUGCGCAUAAAGGAUGGAUUUCGGGCAUGGCGAUGUUCAGAGAUAUGCUUUUGACGACUUGCAGAGGAGGCGUGAUGAGACUUUGGGAUGCUCGAACGUGCGAUGCACUUGCGGAAGUUAAAACGAGCAAUCCAAUUAGCGGAUUGGUUGCUAAUGACACGAGAUUCUUCACAGCGUCGAGCAACGGUAGCGUGCAAAUCUGGAAAUUACCUGAAAAUGUGGACUCAUUGUUGUCUGUCAAGUCAAAUUCCAACUCCAACAAUAACUAUAAGCGAUAAGAAGUAACACACAAUCACUGAAAGAACAAAAAAAUCAAUUAUUUUAAUGAUAAAUGUAGGAAGUGUUCCAUCCUUCAUAACUAAUCCUGCUAAAAAAUGAUAUUAACAUAUAGUAUUUAUGUUGUAAACAUUCCAAUUUUGAUUAAAAUCCACUAAAAUUUAUCAUUUACACUUUUAGAAUUAGAAAAACUAACCAAUUCCCCACAAAAAAAGACUUAGUUAGGCUGUCGUUCGCGGUAGAACGCACGUUUUCUACCCGUUUAAUUUGAAUUAUUUUUCAAAUGCGAAAAAAAAUGUAAUCCAAAAAUCAAAUAUUAUUGUUAGAAGUAUUUCUCACCUAUAAUUCUCAAGAAAUCUCGUUCAAACUGAACUAAUCGAGCAACUUUACUUAAUUAAAAUACCUUACUUUAAAAAUAAAACAACCUAUUUAUCGAAUAAUACGCUAAAAAAGUAUUAAUAUAUUAUUAUUUAUGAACAUUAACUUUUAAUAUUUUAACAAUUUAUGCCUAUUUUUUGUGUGUGAAGUUUGAAUGGCUGAACUAGAAUAGAUGAAUUUUAACUAUUAUACUACUACACUAACGAAUUCUAACUUAUUGCAAAUAAAUUACAAGUG